Drosophila takahashii is the source of this 1301-nucleotide messenger RNA. It is a transcript of the gene Theg, whose product is annotated as Testicular haploid expressed gene. Lineage: Eukaryota; Metazoa; Arthropoda; Insecta; Diptera; Drosophilidae. The record is from RefSeq and is a predicted model, not a curated record.
UUUUCGACUUGUUCAGAUAAUCGUAAAUGUUUUUAUAAAAGCCAAGAAAAGAAAAAAGAAGAUUUAUUAAAUUGUUUGUAAGGUCAAGCCGCAAAAUUCGGAAACUUCUAGAAUGACCAUUCAGAGACUGAAGUGUGACCUCAGCCCGGAGUUGACCACAUGUCUGCGGCUGAAGGACUGUGUCCGCCCGGACUGCUGUCCCAUCCGGGACCCGAUUCCCUACGAUGCCGAGUGCUUCGUCGGGGACAUUCGAAAGGAGCUGGACCAUUUGUUCCGGCGCCAUCAGCGCAUGUUUGUGAAGCGCAAGCGACUGAUGGAGAUGGCCGUCCCCAAUCGACGCCACUGCCGCUUUGUGCCCAAAUGCGCCUGUCCGCUCCCGAAGACCAUCGAAAUGGUCCGCCCCUGUGACACCCAAACUCACACACGCACCGAACAAUUGGCUUUGCCCACGGUACGCCGACUGCUCCAAAGGCGGAGAACGGCCAUUUUGGUCGGCGACUCCGUUGGGGAGUCCAUCCUAAACAGGUGGCUGCGCUACAGCUACCUGUCGCUCUACAGUCGUCUCGCAAACACCCAGCCCUUGGUAAAACCAAAGAAAAAGAAGAAGAAGACGGAAAAGCAGUUGGCUCGGCACGAAAAAUACAUCGAAAAAUUGGCGAAGCCGAAGAAAACGCCAAAACCCCCAAAACCGGAACGCGGAGAGGGGGAGUUCGACCCCCAGCGCCUCAAGCAACUGGCGAGUCCCAAGGCUUAUUUGGAGGAAAUCAAGCCGAAAUGGGAACUGACCUCCCAGAUGAAAGACUACAAGGCCACCAAGCGGAUCAAACAAAUAUCACAGCCCGUCAUGCGGGAGAACGUGCACAUCAACGAGACGCCCGAGAAGGUUUCGCCCAAUGCCCUUCACUACAAGCCGAGUGCCCGCAUCAAGGAGAUGUCCGUGCCGCUCACGUCGCGCGAUGCCAACCAGGGAAUGGCGGAUGUCAAGGAGAAUCCUUUUGGGAUCGCUCCGAAUGCGCUCAAGUACAAGCCGAGCACGCGCAUCAAGGAGCUGGCCGAGCCGAAGGAGUUCGAGAAUACGCACAUCCGGGAGAAUCCGUUCGCCAUUUCGCCGGCGGCCCUAAAAGCCAAGGCCUCGCCUCGUCUCAUCGAGCUGGCCAAGCCGAAGGGCGGUUGAAACCCUCUGAAAAAGGGCAAGAGGCUCACCAUAACCAGUACUAUUAUAAUUGGCGUUCUAAGUUUUGCAUUUUGGCUAUAUUUGGUAAUAGUUUUCUAUUAAAUUUGUCGUUGGUUUUUUAGAGUAA